Molecule: messenger RNA, 540 nt
Organism: Pecten maximus
Lineage: Eukaryota; Metazoa; Mollusca; Bivalvia; Pectinida; Pectinidae
Exons: 4
Coding region: 1-540 (179 amino acids)
Source: RefSeq, a predicted model, not a curated record
AUGUGGACAAUAGAAUGUACGGACAGUUCAUCCGUGGCGAAUUCCAUAGUAACUUCCAAUGAGCGGAUGAUCGGACACACCGUUGGAAUUCUCUGCAGUGACGGAUUCGUACAAAGCGGUAGCCUCAAGAAAACAUGCCUUGGAAACGGACAAUGGACGAAUGUCAACACCGUGUGUAUAGAUUGUGGAGACAUCACCCACUACACCGACUACAACAAAGCCCGAGAUCACUGUCUGUCUGUAGGACAGAAUCUCCUUCAUGCUGAUAAUGCCUCUCCUUCACUCCUCAAUAUUGAUAAUGGGAGAUGUGUGACGUGCCCUGAUGACUUAGUGGCUGACCAGUUUACACGUUACCUAGAAGAUGACUGCGUUCCAGACAUCAACUACAAAGAUCACACGUACUGCAACUGUCGCUUCACUACGGCUGUCCCGGGCAUGAAAGUAAGGAUUCAGACGGUGUUUCUAGAUCUGGAAGAUGGUUAUGAUUUCUUGUGGAUGUUUGAUGGUAAGAUCAUAGCUAAGGCACUUUUCCAGAAAUAA